This is a messenger RNA of Lithohypha guttulata, 1635 nucleotides long. RefSeq names its product Eukaryotic translation initiation factor 4B (gene TIF3). The transcript has 5 exons. Gene Ontology annotation, molecular function: RNA binding. The record is from RefSeq and is a predicted model, not a curated record. Bases 1 to 1635 code for a protein of 544 amino acids. Gene Ontology annotation, cellular component: nucleolus. Lineage: Eukaryota; Fungi; Ascomycota; Eurotiomycetes; Chaetothyriales; Trichomeriaceae.
AUGGCUCCCAAAAAGAAUCAGAAGAUGUCCCUUGGGACCUUCUUACAAGAUGACAGCUAUGGCUCAUGGGCCGACGAAAUGGAGGACAUGCCAUUGCCAGCUACCGAUGCGCAAAAGAGUUAUGGCGCCUCUGCCGGACGACGGGACUUCAGCUCGAACACUGGAAUGGGAGGAGCAUCUUUUGAAAGAAGAGACCUGUCCCAGUACUCUGUGCGCGAACAAUUGCCCUUGCCUGACAAACCUCCGUAUACCGCCCAUCUUGCCAACCUCUCCUUCGACGUCACACAGGACGACAUCCGAGAUUUCUUCCGAGACUGCGAGACGACUAACGUUCGAAUUGUGGAGGAUAAGAUGGACAGAAAACCCAAGGGAUUUGGUUAUGUCGAAUUUGGGACACUCGAUGGACUCAAGACCGCGCUCAGUCUUUCUGGUAGCAAUCUUGCAGGUCGUCAAGUCAGAAUCAGCGUAGCAGACCCUCCUAAGAACGAUAGACCCGAGUCAAACCGAGACUUUAGCGACUGGAGCCGUAAAGGACCAUUGCCAGAAUUACCUUCCUCGCAAAGACGAGUUUCUGAGAGAAACUUCAACAGAAACAUGGACAAUAUGUCAGAUGCUGGCAGUGAACGAGGCAGCCGCAGAGGCUUCGGCGCAGACACAGAUGGAAAAGUCCGAGACUUCUCCAACUGGGAACGCAAAGGCCCUCUUUCACCAGCCGCCAUCCCAGACAGAAGUCUUGGUGGCGCCGGUCGUCAAGCCAGCAAAGAAGGCACCUUUCGUCGUAAUUCACCAUCUUGGGGCGAGGGAAGGUCACAGGAAGGCUCCAGGCCACCUAGAAGAGAGUACCCUGAUCGACCAGUUCCUGUCAGAGAGCCAACUGCGGCCGAGACGGACAACCAGUGGAGAUCGAAAAUGCGACCGGACGUUCCACCCAAGUCUCCUGAGCCAGAAGCCAGCGUGCCGUCCUCCCCAGCACCUCCUGCAGCUCCUGCAACCAGACCUAAACUCAACCUGGCCAAGAGGACUGUGUCGGACGCGGAUCCUUCAGGCUCUUCGGCACCUGCGGCUGACACGAAGGCUAGUCCAUUCGGUGCGGCCCGGCCUGUCGACACUGCUGCAAAGGAGCGUGAAGUGGAACAGAAACGACAGGAGACGAUCCGCCUCAAGAAGGAGGCCGAUGACAAGGCCAAAGCUGACAGAGCUGAGGAGAAACGCCAGGCCCGUGAGAAGCCACAAACCGAGAGCACAGAGCAAGCCAAUGACGUGAAUGCCACUAACGAGAAUGGUGAGAACGAUGAAGUCGAGCCCAAGCCUCAACCAAAGUUUGAGCUUUUGCGCCGACAGGCAUCCGAAAGCAACGAUAUGGUCGCUGACGAAGAUGCUGAAGAGGAUGAAGCACCUGCACCAGAUCGUGACACAGCAGUCAAACCAAAGGAGGUUACUCGAGCCCCACCAGCCGCAGAGAACGGCGCUUGGAGGAAGGCUGCACCAGCAUCGGAAGCGCCAGCAGAUAGCGAGACGGCAGCACUUCAGGAGGAUGGAUGGAGCACGGUCUCGAAGAACACCAAGCCCAAGAAACAGAACCACAACAAUAACAACAACAGACGUAGCCAGCACCCGCGUGCUAUUGCCUCGUAA